AUUGGGGAUGAAUUCAGAUUUUCAAAUCGAUCCUUUGUUUUCUAAUGAUAUUUAUCACAAGGGCAUGCAGUUUUGAGAAUAUCACGAGGGCCCACCCGUUAUCGAACAAUAAAUUUUAAAACCCCCAAAUUCAUUUGCCCCCAAAUUGGGUUUCUACAGACCACCCUAAUGGCAGCGCAGGCAUUACUCAGAAAUUCAUCCAUUUCAGUCUUCGAUUCUUCAUGGAUAUGUCGGGAUUAUGGAGCCAUUCUUCAAAAUCAUUGUCUAUGUCGACCGAAUUCUGUGGGAAAUCGCGGCGGAGUGAAGAUAUCAGUCCGGUGUUCGGGAAACGGGCCUCAGACAUUGAGGACUUGCAGGAACUGCAAAGCUCAGUUCGAUCCUUUGCUCAAUCAUCCCCGCGCUUGCCGUUACCACACCGCUCAUUUCGGCGGAGAAACUAAGAGGAAGUUUGAGAGUGUAUAUACAGGUGGAACAAUGGACACCCCUAACUCUGGAAAGAUUUUGCAGUACUGGCAUUGUUGUGGGUCAGAAGAUCCCUUUGAUCCUGGAUGUACCUCGUCUCCUCAUGCUUCAUAUGAUGACUGAUAAUUGACUGUAUGAACAUGCUUCAAUGUACAAAUUGAAAAAUUUUUUCCCUCUCCUGUUUCGAUCUCUUUAUGACUCAUAAAUUUCCUGUCAUAUGUCUCUACAUCGUUUAUGUAAACAAUGCUGCAAGAAUUUUGCACUUUCCACUCUGGUUUCAGUUGGGCCUUCAUGUUGAUAUAAGCUUAAUAAGAAACUUGUGUUGGAGAUGCUUGUAAUGUUGUCGAUUCAUUUUAGAAGAAGAAUAGUUGGCUAUAUGUGUUAUUAUAAAAAACAGUAUCUAUUAUAUUUGACAAAGAAUCUUUUCUUUAGUUGUAUAGGUCUAGUUGGCUGAACUAUAGAGCCAGAUCUACCUAAAUUUCGUAGCAUAUUUUGUAUUGCCAAUUUCUUUUACCUUUUCCUUAUAAUUUAAAGAUAGUUGCGGGCAAAAAUAUCAAGCUCCAAGUCACGCAGUUGCUGUAUGAGAGAAAUUGCUCUUCCCGCACCAGUUUUGCUUGUUUUAUUCCUCAGAUGGCAUGUUGUUCAAUUGCCGGAUUGGAAUCAAAGAAGCACGCUGUGCAUCCAUCAUGGAACAUGUAAGAGAGCUGAUUCAUGUUGCCAUAGUUCACGCUCUUCAUCCAAAGUAUGCGAAGAAUAGCGUAGGCUUUUGCCAUAAUGUAGAUUGGCGCAAGGAUUGCAACUGUUUGCAGCAUCACCAACUGCAGCACAAAAUACAGUUUCUUUAAUCAGGUAAACGCUAAACACACAUGGACAUAAGAGAAUGGAUAACCUCACCAUCAACCAAGAAACUGAGUAUUCACCGGGACUGUACAUAACAAAGGGAAGUGUGUGCCGCAAAACCAGAAGAACUACAAACUGAGUUGGAUAAAGUAACCGAUCAGCUUCAUCUUUUAAAGUGAAGAUAACAGUCAGAGAGACGUAGAGCUCAUACAAUAAUAGUAACAGCCCUGCAGCAGACGAGGCUUCCAGAAGUGAGCAUUGGAUACUCCUCAAAGUUGGGUUCCAUGAAGUUCUCAUCCGAAGCAAUAGUUGGUAUCAGGUGAUUGUUAUUCAGCUCAACUCUCGAAAACUCCCAAUCACCCCUGUGUAGAUUUAUACAGUAAGAGUUAACAAUAGUAAGCACUUGACAAGAAAAAAGGGUACGAAUAAAUGGCACGG
Andrographis paniculata is the source of this 1740-nucleotide messenger RNA. RefSeq lists its product as uncharacterized. The record is from RefSeq and is a predicted model, not a curated record. The transcript has 4 exons. Lineage: Eukaryota; Viridiplantae; Streptophyta; Magnoliopsida; Lamiales; Acanthaceae. The coding region runs from base 169 to 585 and encodes 138 amino acids.